CUAAAUAUUCUUGUUAUUUUGUCACAUUUCAUAGAUAUUUAAUCGAUCUUGUUUAUUAUUUAUUUCUUUAUUUCCCACAAUAAAUCUGCAUUAAUAAUUUAUGAUGAGUGUCAGAUUAGUCAGUAUUAUUGGCAAGCAUCUGAGUUCAGAUUCUUGAAGGAGGGAUGUGUUUGUUAAUAAGGUUUAUUCACGAUGUAUCUAAUGUGUAUGCAAUGUAGUGCAAGAAUGGAGGGAACUGUUUUCACUGCCUCUCUGCAAGGAAUUCAACAUGUGAGGUCUCAAGAUGGAAAAAUUCUAACCAAGCCUUUCUUGGACUUAUGCAAAACCAUAUUGCCCGUUUUAGAUAAUUUUGGAUCAGCCAUGUCAAUUGUAAAAUCUGAUAUUGGUGGUAACAUAUCGAGAUUGGAGAAUAAGUAUUCUUCAAACCCAUCAGAAUUCACUCUCUUAUACAGUGUAGUGCGGUCGGAGAUUGAUGCUAAAACAGCAAAAGGAUCAUCCAGCUGCACAAAUGGUCUACUUUGGUUAACAAGGGCCAUGGACUUCUUGGUGGAACUAUUUCGUAACUUAUUGGCUCAUCCAGAUUGGAGCAUGACACAAGUUUGCACUGAUUCAUACAACAAGACCCUGAAGAAAUGGCAUAACUGGCUAGCUAGUUCAAGUUUUUCAGUUGCCUUGAAGCUGGCUCCAGAUAGGAAGAAAUUUAUGGAUGUAAUUAGUGGCAAAGGUGAUCUUAAUUCUGACAUGGAAAAGUUCUGCACUAAUUUCUCACCUUUUCUGGAAGAGAAUCACAAGUUCUUGGCUAGUGUAGGACUAGACGAUAUGAAAGCUUGAUGAGCUGCUGCUGCUGCUGCUGCAGAUUAAAUCAAUAUUUCUGGACUGCCUUUCUAUAUUUCAUUUCUUUUAUUUAUUUGUUGGAAUUGGAUUGUAGAAAAGCUUAAUGAGUUGCUGCUACUCAUAUUCAAUCUUCUUUCUAAAUCCAGUAAAUCAUGUUGAUGAAAA
Molecule: messenger RNA, 999 nt
Organism: Hevea brasiliensis (rubber tree)
Lineage: Eukaryota; Viridiplantae; Streptophyta; Magnoliopsida; Malpighiales; Euphorbiaceae
Product: glycolipid transfer protein 1
Exons: 6
Coding region: 193-831 (212 amino acids)
Biological process (GO): intermembrane lipid transfer; ceramide transport
Cellular component (GO): membrane; cytosol; cytoplasm
Molecular function (GO): ceramide 1-phosphate transfer activity; ceramide 1-phosphate binding
Source: RefSeq, a predicted model, not a curated record